Molecule: messenger RNA, 755 nt
Organism: Suillus plorans
Lineage: Eukaryota; Fungi; Basidiomycota; Agaricomycetes; Boletales; Suillaceae
Product: microsomal signal peptidase 12 kDa subunit
Exons: 4
Coding region: 86-349 (87 amino acids)
Biological process (GO): protein targeting to ER
Cellular component (GO): signal peptidase complex; endoplasmic reticulum membrane
Source: RefSeq, a predicted model, not a curated record
CUGUCGAGAUAGGCAACAUUUUCACACGAAUCUCGUGUCAAUUGCUAACACUCAAGAGCAUUAUUGAGUUUUCUAGACAACAGUCAUGACCAUACAGGAGCUGGUGGAAGGCAGAAUAGACUUCAAAGGCCAAAAGACGGCGGAUGACAUCGUUCGCGUGGUACUCAUCACUAGCACAUUCCUCUCUUUUAUCAUUGGGUUUGCCUUCAGCUCUCUCAUGAUAACAAUGAGUACGUUCGCACUCUGUACUGUAGCGCUGUCUCUGGUUGUCCUACCUCCUUGGCCCAUGUUCAAUCGUCAUCCAGUGACGUGGUUAUCCGAGUCUGUACAAGAACAGAGUCAGAAGUAACAUUCGGUGUUGAUUUUGAUAUUCUUACCUCCUGCGGCAGACGCGGGAAGCAGGAUUUUUCUUGCUUCUGAUAGUCUAUUAUUGCAAAGAGUGAGUAAAUAUUAUUAAUGUGCUAUUUGUGCGCUUCGACAGCCUGAGAGUACAAGGUAAGCUUGUUGUAGCAAUUUUUAUUCUUCCUUCCUCACAUGCAUUCAUGCGUGUAUCGGGGUUGUGGUGGUUGGCAUCGCUACCGUUCAGUUCAGUUCGAAGAGCCAGCAAAAGCCUUUGGCCAUUGGGAUUGUUUCCUCGAGUGGAACUUGGGGGAUUCUUGGCACUAGAACCUUAAGUAGUGAUGAGACACGAUGAGACAUACAUGAGAAAAUCAGGAGCAAUUGUUCAACUGGGAGCAAAUCUCCGUUUGCGAACA